AUGGCCAAGGAUAAAAAGAAAAAUAACGAAUCGAAAAAGGCGAAAAAGGCCGAGAAGGCAGCCAAGCAGGCCAGCAAGGGUGAGAAAAAGGUCAAGAACAAGACUGCCAAGCUGGAAGGUAGCGAUGCCGAGGAUGUCGACUUGGAUGAGGUGCUCGAAGAGUAUCGCCGCCAGCAGGAGCAGUUUCUGAAGAUCACCGAGACGGUUGUCGAAGGGCCUCCGAAGCCUCGAGCGGCAUCAACCAUCAUGGCCUCCCCUCAUGAGAGCAACAGCCUGCUCUUGUUUGGAGGAGAGUAUUUCAACGGGUCGAUUGCGCAGUUCUACAAUGACCUGCACGUAUACAACAUCAACCGUGAUGAGUGGCGCUGUGUGACUUCCCCCAACGCACCACUGCCGCGAUCUGGUCAUGCCUGGACCAGAGCCUCGAAUCCAAACUAUGUGUAUCUUUUCGGAGGAGAGUUUUCAUCGCCAAAGCAGGGCACUUUCCACCAUUAUUCCGACUUCUGGAGGCUGGAGCCUGCGACAAGGGAAUGGACCAAGAUCGAGGUCAAGGGCAAGGAUAAGAGUCCGCCAGCGCGAAGUGGCCACCGGAUGACUUAUUGGAAGCAGUACAUUAUCUUGUUUGGCGGUUUCCAGGACACAUCAAACCAGACCAAGUAUCUGGCUGACUUGUGGAUAUUCGACACUGUCAAUUAUGUCUGGCAUUGCCCCGUUCUUCCACCCGCCCAGCUCAAGCCCGACGCCCGUUCUUCCUUUACCUUCCUGCCCUCUGAGCAAGGAGCUUCUCUUUUUGGAGGUUACUCGAGGGUCAAGGCCACAGUGCAGCUGAAGAAGCAGAAAAAGGGCAAUCAGCCGCAAGGCCAAAAGAACGUCCUCAUUCCCAAGGUCCACGAAGAUUGCUUCUUCCUUAGGAUGUCUCUCCCCCCAACCGACGCGAAUGCGAAUGCACCACCUGCUGUUAGAUGGGAAAAGCGAAAGAAGCCAGCAAACGCACCCAGCCCUGUUCGUGCUGGCGCUACAAUGGCAUAUCACAAGGGCCGUGGCAUCCUUUUUGGCGGCGUUCACGACGUUGAGCAAAGCGAAGAGGGCAUGGACAGCGAGUUUUUCAACCAGCUCUUCGCGUGGAAUAUCGAGAGAAACAGAUUCAUGCCCCUUGUUUCACGUAAGCCACGCCAACAGAAGAAGAAUGCACCAGAGCAGCGAGUUGGCAGACGUGGCCGUGCCCAGGCAAACGAGGAGGAGCUCCUAAAACAGCUGGCAGCACUGCAAGCUGGAACCUCGUUGGAGGACAUUGACGAUAUCGAGCUUGACAAGAUGCUCGGUGAACCUGAAGAGGAGGAAAAGCCUACUAGGGAGAUGCCUGUGUCCAUGGAGCCGCCGCACAUGCGCUUCAACGCCCAGCUGACGGUUCAAAACGACGUGCUCUUCAUUUACGGUGGUACUUAUGAAAAGGGGGACCGGGAGUUUACAUUCGACGAUCUUUAUGCCAUCGAUCUAGUGAAACUGGGUGGAUACAAGGAGAUCUUUAACAAGCCCGUCGAAGACUGGAUUGAGUCUGAGGAUGAGGAUGAGGACGACGAGGACGAGGAAGACGAAGAUGAAGAGGAGGAUGAAGAUGAUGAAGACGAUCAGGAUGAACCAGAGCAGCAGAUCCGCUCAGAGAGCAAGCGCAAGAAGAAGCAAGACGAAGUAUCCGAGGUGUCAUCCGAGGCACCUACGCCGUCAAUUACGUCGGAAGAAGAAGAAACCGAAACAACCGCCACAUCGGUCGACGAUGGCCUACCACAUCCAAGACCCUUCGAGUCUCGCCGCGAAUUCUUCGUCCGCACUUCCGCAGAGUGGCAAGAGAUCCUCAUGACCAACCUCCGCUGGAAGAACAUCCAGCCGGAGACGCUCGCCGUCAAGGAGAUCAAGGCCAAGGCGUUUGAGCUCAGCGAGGAGAAGUGGUGGGACUGCCGCGAGGAAAUCACGGCGUUGGAGGAGGAGCAGGAGGCGGCGGGCAUUCAAGAGGUGGUCAGUCUUGCAGAGAGGGGAGACGGCGGUGCUGUUGGGGGUGCAAGGAGGAGGUGA
Messenger RNA from Trichoderma aggressivum f. europaeum, 2070 nucleotides. RefSeq lists its product as uncharacterized. Lineage: Eukaryota; Fungi; Ascomycota; Sordariomycetes; Hypocreales; Hypocreaceae. Gene Ontology annotation, molecular function: protein binding. The coding region runs from base 1 to 2070 and encodes 689 amino acids. The record is from RefSeq and is a predicted model, not a curated record. The transcript is spliced from 4 exons.